GUUCAGCUGGUGCUCUUUUACCAACUAGAAGCCAUAAAAGUUGAAACCAUUCUAAAUACUUAUCAGUUCAAUUAAUUCACUUGAAGCAAGAUGGCAAAUCCACGGCAGUCUAUAAUUUACACUAGGCUUUUCAUCAAUAAUGAGUUUGUGGAUUCAGUUUCGGGGAAAACCUUUGAAACAAUUAAUCCAGCUACAGGAAAAGUUAUUUCUAGUGUUGCAGAGGGUGAUAAGGCUGAUGUAGACCUUGCAGUUAAAGCAGCUAAGAAAGCGUUUUCUUUGAAUUCAGAAUGGCGAAGAAUGGAGUCACAAAAACGGGCCGAUUUAAUUAUUAGGCUAGCUGACCUUAUGAAGAGAGACCAACAUGCCUUGGCCAAUCUUGAAGUCAUGGACAAUGGGAAAACCUUUGACGCAGCUAUCUUUGAUAUUGACUGUUCAAUUGACACCUUAAAAUACUACGCAGGUUGGACGGAUAAAUUCUUUGGUGAUACCAUCCCCGUUGCUAGUUUUAUUUCCAUGACCAAGAAGGAACCAAUUGGUGUGGUGGGACAGAUAAUCCCUUGGAAUUAUCCACUCCUGAUGCUCGCGUGGAAGUGGGGUCCUGCUCUUGCAACCGGUUGUACGAUAGUCCUCAAACCAGCAGAACAAACACCACUUUCCGCAUUAUAUAUGGGCGCUUUGUCUAAGGAAGCUGGAUUCCCACCAGGAGUAAUUAAUAUUAUAACAGGUUAUGGACCUACAGCUGGUGCUGCCAUAUCUAUGCACAAGGAUAUUCAAAAAGUUGCAUUUACUGGUUCUGUAGAUGUUGGUCGUAUUAUCAUGGAAUCAGCGGCUAAAUCAAAUUUGAAAAAAGUUUCACUCGAAUUAGGUGGAAAGAGUCCGAUAGUCAUUUUUGAUGAUGCUGAUAUCGAUUAUGCUGUUGAAGUUGCACAUAAUGCUCUUUUUGAUAACCAUGGGCAAAGCUGUUGUGCCGGUAGUAGAACCUUUGUUCAUGAAAAAAUCUAUGAACAAUUUGUUACUAAGGCUGUGCAAAAAGCAAAGGAACGAAAAGUUGGAAAUCCUUUUGAAAACGGUGUAAUCCAAGGACCACAGAUUGACGAUGAAAUGUUUACGAAGGUUCUCAAAUUGAUCGAAAGUGGUAAAAAUGAAGGAGCUAAACUUGAGUGUGGUGGAAAGCGUUUCGGAAAUGUUGGAUUUUUUAUUGAACCAACUGUAUUUUCUAAUGUUACUGAUAACAUGAAAAUAGCACAAGAAGAGAUCUUCGGACCAGUUCAAUCCAUUUUUAAGUUCAGUUCAAUUGAAGAAGUUAUUGAAAGAGCUAACAAUACAACUUAUGGACUUGCUGCUGCUGUCAUAACAAAUGACAUCAAUAAGGCAAUCCUUUUUGCAAAUAGUGUGGAUGCUGGAUCGGUUUGGAUCAAUUGUUUUGAUGCUGUCCUACCACAAACACCGUUCGGUGGAUUUAAGCAAUCUGGAUUUGGUCGUGAAUUGGGAAAAGAUGGUCUCGAUAAUUAUUUAGAAAAUAAGACAAUUACAAUAAAAAUGCUUUAAUAUCUUUGUUAUAUUUCGAUUAUGCCAUUUAUAAAAUGUUUAUUUUGAAUAAAGAUUCCUUAACAUA
Messenger RNA from Eupeodes corollae, 1615 nucleotides. RefSeq names its product aldehyde dehydrogenase X, mitochondrial. The record is from RefSeq and is a predicted model, not a curated record. Bases 91 to 1548 code for a protein of 485 amino acids. Gene Ontology annotation, molecular function: aldehyde dehydrogenase (NAD+) activity. The transcript has 7 exons. Lineage: Eukaryota; Metazoa; Arthropoda; Insecta; Diptera; Syrphidae.